CUCCAGUAACCGCUCUAACUGCUCUAAACGUAACGUGUAGUGAAAUUCUCGCAGACUUUAAAUUACGACGAGUACCAACGGUAACCGACGGCUACCGACACCGACGCUGAAAUUUUCAUAGCAGUUGGUGUUGGUGGUAACUCACCGAACGCUCGAUAUGUUUGUGUUGCUUACUAGCGGCGCCUGGAGUUGACUCACCAACUAGAAACGUGGUUCCACUCACAUCUGGUAUAGUGUAUUUGUAUAGUUUAAUACGUUGUUGUCAGUUUAACGAUAUUUUUACAUAAUUUUAAAUUGUUAAUUCAACUUGAGAUACUUUUAGUAGUUUCAAAUCGACCAUGUUCAAAAGAAGACUUAAAGUCCUUGGUUAUGUGGAAUGCGACAAAGUUAAUGCGAACGAUCCUCAACACUUUCGUAAAGUAGUUGUUUGGUUGGAGGAUCAAAAAAUACGACGGUAUGAUAUACGAGAUCGUAAAGAGUUACGUGACUUAAAAAGUGAGAAUUGGCCUAAUGUUUUUUCAACAUAUUGUAAGGAUGUUAACUGUCCAGUCUCUGGUAACGCUUUGAGUCAACUUGAAUGGCUGCUUGGACAUGCAAUCUGGUUAGAAGCAGAAAAUAACAGUGAGGAAUAUUCCGAAAAUGUGAAAGAGAUGAAAAUAAAAAUGAAAAAUGAAGCACUGGUACCCCGCCUUAUAUCUAAGAAUCCAUUAGAUAAUUUAAACUUUGACAGUAAUGAGUUCAAAACUGGAACAUACUCUGUGGCAAAGCUACUUCGUGUUCCACACCACUUGAAUCAUCUGCUCUCGUUAAAAGCCUGCAGUAAACUGGUGCAGAAGAGGUUAAACCCAGAGUGCUUGCAGAAUCCAAAUUCCAAAAUUAUUCGAGGCAAACCAUUCCCUGUGAUGAACAUCGUUCCUGGGUUUCAACUGAACAAACCCGCAUUAGAAAAUGCGGCUAAGAUCCUUACCCUCCUUUAUAUUCAAGAUAUAAGAAAUCUUCAAACAAAAAUUAAUGAGGUGAUCGUUCGCGUACAAAAUAUCACCGCUAAUCCUAAGACUGACACUAAGUUAGGAAAAGUUGGAAAAUAAAUAAUUAUUUAUAACUAAAAGUAUAGAAGAUUCAAAUGUGACACAUUAAAAACCAGUCUAUGUUAGCAUGGGACUGGAUCUCAUCAGUAGAUUGUCAGCAAUAGUUUUGUUGAUUUAAGGUUAAGUUACAGAAGUUUUGUGUUUCAAGCUUCAGAUGCUGACUGAUAUGUAGUAACAAAACUUGUCAACAAGAAUAUC
Messenger RNA from Hylaeus anthracinus, 1286 nucleotides. Its product is annotated as RNA transcription, translation and transport factor protein. Gene Ontology annotation, cellular component: tRNA-splicing ligase complex. Gene Ontology annotation, molecular function: RNA binding. Lineage: Eukaryota; Metazoa; Arthropoda; Insecta; Hymenoptera; Colletidae. Gene Ontology annotation, biological process: tRNA splicing, via endonucleolytic cleavage and ligation. The coding region runs from base 339 to 1088 and encodes 249 amino acids. The record is from RefSeq and is a predicted model, not a curated record. The transcript is spliced from 4 exons.